UAAAACUUGAGUUAUCUUUUCUUUAAUUUUGAAGGACUUGAGCGUCUUUUAUUUACCUACUAAUUUCAUAAGCGGUUUUCCCGCUUUUAUUUGGUAUAAAAUUGCAUGCUUUUCGUGAAUUGUUCAUUGCGUGAUUUGAACCGAAGGAACACAAAAGGACAGGAUUCAGACAUAAGAUAAGUACCUAUGUUUUAGUAAUAGAUAUAGUUGUUGCAGUUGAAUUUUCCGAAUGAUUUUAUUUCUGUAAUUUAUGACGAAUAAUUUUAUUUUUAUUUGAAAGUUGUUCUUGCAAUAGUUUGGUUCUAAUUCAAAUUAUCGCGUACUUGGAUAGCAUUUAUACGGAGUAGCUAUUAUUUAAUAGUUACAUUUGUGCACACAUAUAUUAAUCAUUGAAUAGCAUUAAAAUUAAAAUGCUUUAACACAGGUGAUAUAUUUGUAUUGAUUGUAAUGUAUGAGCGAUAUUCUUUAAACAGGUAAUUACAUGUUGUAGUGUAAGCCGUAUUAACAUUUACAUGUCCGCUAAUGUUUAAUUUGAUACACGUUCUUCUUUUAUAAGUUAUUAAUUUGCGGAUAAUUAAUUAAGCUUGGUUAUUUAACUUGCCGUUUAUAGCGACGUUUUAUUUGGUUAAAAAGAACAUUAUACUUGUUUUAAUUGUGUUUUCUUGCCAACUUCAGUUGUUUUGAUUGUAAUGUAUGAACGAUAUUCUUUAAACAGGUAAUUACAUGUUUGUAGUGUAAGCCGUAUUAACAUUUACAUGUCCGCUAAUGUUUUAUUUGAUACACGUGCAAUUUUUAUAAGUUAAUUGUAUUAAAUUACCAACUUCAGUUGUUUAAUGCAUUUCAAAUGUAUUAAGUUUAUUGAAGACAACGUAGUGGGUUAUAUGUGGUAUUUAAUUUAUCUAAAUUGAAUGAUUGAAUAAGAACCUGAAUUUAUAUUUUGAAAUAUGAUUAGGGCUUUUAAUACUUGAUGUAUGUAUCUAAUCUGUUUUUAUAAUUAUAAUAGUUAAUAACAAUGCCAAGGGGUAGAGGUAGGCGUCGUCGGCAGGACCUGGUUGGAGGAGGUCGAGAACUUCGUCAUAGAAGGGCUCCUAGGGAACAACAGCAACCACCAGUUCGGAAUGAGAGAAGGCGUCCCCAAGUUGAGGUUGAUGAAGAUGCCCCUGUAGUUAGAAGACGGAGGGUUGAUGAACCUCAAUUAGUUGCCUUGCAACCAGAUGUAGAAUUACAAGAGAAUGAACCUCCAUUAGCUGCCUUAGCAAAAAAUGACAUUUGGAUCAUUGGUUCAUCUUUGGUAAAAAAGGCAUCUGAACACACUCAAACUAGAGCAACUGGUAUUGAUCUGGGUAUGGAAAAACUUGGUUACAGUGUUGUGUGGAUAGGUCAUUCAGGAAUGUUAUGGCAUAUGGUUCCUUCAAUUAUAACUGCAUUGUUGAAUUGGAGAUCGCAACCUUCAAUAAUUCUUAUUCAUUGCGGUGGUAAUGAUUUAUGUAACAUUCAAAAUGGUAAACUUUUAUACAAUAUUAAGGACACUUUACGUCAGUUAAUGUCAUCGUUACCAAACACAACUGUUAUUUGGUCAUACAUUUUGCCAAGACAAAUUUGGAGGAAUGCCAUGAAUAAAAAGGCAAUAGAACGAUCUAGAGCCCGUGUAAAUAGGGGUGUUAGAUCUUACCUACACAAAGUUGGGGGCAAGGCUAUUAAACAUACUGAUUUUGAUGAUAUCCAUCCAACUCUUUUCGCUAAUGAUGGCGUACAUCUGUCAUAUAUUGGCAAUGACAUUUUUAUUAAUGCUAUUCAGUCAGCAUUAGAGUUGUUCAUUAAAUAUCCAAACAGAUUUUUAUAUCCAGAUGAACUUUAAAGUGUUCUAAUUUGUAAGCCAUCGUGCAUGGACUCAUGAAGUUGUAUGUCAGUUGAAUAUUUUAUUCAGUUGUUAAACGCAUGUAUCAAGUUGAAAGCUCUGUUGAAGAUACAACAUUUUUGUUGUUAGUUGUAAAUACAUAGUUGAAUAAUUUUUGUUGUUGUGCAAGUUGUUUAUACUGUUGUAUAGUAAAGUUGAUUACUUCUUUGAACUGUUGUUAUUAUAGUUAUACUUCGUUGAAGUGUUGUAUAGUAUAGUUGAGAUACUUCGUUGAACUGUUGUAUAGUAUAUUUGAUAUACUUCGUUGAACUGUUGUAUAGUAAAGUUGUUAUACUUCGUUGAUCUAAUGUUUAGUUGUGAACUUUGUUUGAAUUGAUAUGUUUGUUCAAAACCUAGAAUUUUUCAUUUGUUUUGUGCGUUAAAAUUAAUUUUUGUCAUGGAUUGAUAAAUUUUGUUGGCGAUGCUUACAAACAAGUUUGUUAGCAUUUGGCUGAAUUUAUUACAGUUGGCGUCUGGUAGCCCAGUUGCCAUUUGGAGAAAACAUAUGAUGGUUGCCCUUCAAUGUUUUUAUCUUGGACAUUAAUGAGACAUUGUCAAUGAAUGCAAGUUCAUAGGCCGGUUGAUGAAUAGUUGAACUGUCCUAAUAAAUCCAUGACAAAAAAUUGCCAAAAAUUCAAACUUACUAUUUGUUGUUUUUUAUUAUGAUUAUUAUUUAGUUUGUCUUACAAUUUAUAUUUAUUUGUAUAACGAAGGUAAUCUGGAGUCAUUGGAAAUAUUACGAGUGAUUUCAAUGGAUUUGGGUUAUCUUUUAUCUGGUAUAUCGAAUUCCUAAAAUCUAUAUCUGUUGGUUUCUUUCGAAUAUUUAAUAAUAAGAUUUAAUCAUUAAGCAUUAAAUCAAUUUAAUAAAUUAAGAUUAUCGUCUGCUAAAACUUGAGUUAUCUUUUCUUUAAUUUUGAAGGACUUGAGCGUCUUUUAUUUACCUACUAAUUUCAUAAGCGGUUUUCCCGCUUUUAUUUGGUAUAAAAUUGCAUGCUUUUCGUGAAUUGUUCAUUGCGUGAUUUGAACCGAAGGAACACAAAACCCACCCUAUCCCACCCUUGAGAAUUUUUUCUGCUCUCUGUUGUAUAUUUUCAGAUAUUGUUAAAGAAGCGUCAUGGAUUGGACAGAAUAUGAACUGAAUAUAUUGAUUUACUGAAUGGCUGAAUUUAUUACAGUUGGCGUCUGGUAGCCCAGUUGCCAUUUGGAGAAAACAUAUGAUGGUUGCCCUUCAAUGUUUUUAUCUUGGACAUUAAUGAGACAUUGUCAAUGAAUGCAAGUUCAUAGGCCGGUUGAUGAAUAGUUGAACUGUCCUAAUAAAUCCAUGACAAAAAAUUGCCAAAAAUUCAAACUUACUAUUUGUUGUUUUUUAUUAUGAUUAUUAUUUAGUUUGUCUUACAAUUUAUAUUUAUUUGUAUAACGAAGGUAAUCUGGAGUCAUUGGAAAUAUUACGAGUGAUUUCAAUGGAUUUGGGUUAUCUUUUAUCUGGUAUAUCGAAUUCCUAAAAUCUA
This is a messenger RNA of Mytilus trossulus (common blue mussel), 3405 nucleotides long. RefSeq lists its product as uncharacterized. The record is from RefSeq and is a predicted model, not a curated record. Lineage: Eukaryota; Metazoa; Mollusca; Bivalvia; Mytilida; Mytilidae. The coding region runs from base 1013 to 1858 and encodes 281 amino acids. The transcript has 2 exons.